AUGGGGUCACUCAUGAAUCGCCGACUGGCUCCUCGCUUCAACGCGAGGAGCCAGUCGACGAUCCAUGCAACUAUGAAGAUCGAACACCAAACGCGUCAAAUCGAUGCUCUAGUCGUUGUCGGACCACGAUUCAACGCCCGGAAGAGGUUUUUGGCCAUUUCGAUGGGGUCACUAGGCUUGAUGUGAACCUUCGGCGAUGACCGACGUACGUGAACGUUGAUCGAACAAGCUAGCCAAUGCCCCGUUUCAAGGCAAAAGCUCGACGAUCAAGGAGAAGCGC
Phytophthora nicotianae INRA-310 is the source of this 280-nucleotide messenger RNA. RefSeq lists its product as hypothetical. The transcript has a single exon. The record is from RefSeq and is a predicted model, not a curated record. Lineage: Eukaryota; Oomycota; Peronosporomycetes; Peronosporales; Peronosporaceae. Bases 1 to 186 code for a protein of 61 amino acids.